Molecule: messenger RNA, 1141 nt
Organism: Blepharisma stoltei
Lineage: Eukaryota; Ciliophora; Heterotrichea; Heterotrichida; Blepharismidae
Source: the annotation of a GenBank genome assembly
AUGGUAGACUCGUUAGACCCUCUUAAUACUUCAGAUCCAGUGGCUCCUCACUCGACAACGCUUUCGAGCUUCAAUUAUCUUAUGAAAGAACAAACUUUGUCUUUUACAAAGGGUGAAGUGUUAAAAUGCUUAAACCAAAUCCCAGAUCUGGAAGAGGAUAAAGCAUGGUGGGUCGGAUUAGGUCGGAAUUUACUGCCGCAGAAUUAUGCACCUUUUGUACCGACAGUGAUGGUGCAUAUUAACGGGUAUAAGCUUGCGUUUAAGCAAGACGGGGAGGUAAAAGUUGCUGGUUUAAUUGAAGAUGAGACUAAGGUUGUUUUGGCAAGGCUUUUUGCUGUUGAUAAAUUGAUUGUGGAGCAGCAGAAAGGAACGAAGAUUGGGGAACUCCAAGGGAUUGGAAUUUAUGCAUUGAUACUUGACACAAAUGAAAACUUAGAUUUAUCUGAAGAAUAUCAAGCACUUGUAGCGUCUUUUCCAUACCCUCAAGCAUUACUAGCUUAUUAUUGGUAUAUAGAAACUGGUGUUUAUCAUGGAUCAUAAUUAAAAUAUGGCGUCUUCGCUGUGCAUGGCCUCCUAGCCAUGCAGCCUCGACUCAUAUAUUUUAAUUAUAUCCGUCAAGUUUUACCAUUUCAGAGAUGGACAGCAAUGCUAGGUAAGCUUUCACAGCCUAGCCCUAGUCUAAUCUCAGGGGUGGAUUUUUCCUCAUGGGGAAGGAGGGUACGGAUUUGGAAAGGGGAAGCUCAGCAAAGUCCUUUGGACCAUUUGGGCAACUCCCUAGCGUGAAACUGGGCGUUACGUCCCAGGCUACGUAUUUAUCCUUUUUGCCGGCAGAUAACUAGAAAAUCCAUUUUUUGGGCUUUCGGAAAAGCAACCCAUGUACAAGCAAGUAGCUCAUCCAUGAGCCGUCGAGCGGAACACUUGCCCUAGGAGCACCUUGGUGAUCGAAGCAGGUUACCCUCAGCGACUUGUGGCCCGAUGCGACGAAAGGCGAGCGGUAGACCUGGAGACGUCGACCUUGCAGUGGACGUUAAGCAUUAUAAAUUUUAUGUAAUGUAAUGUUUAUCAUGGAUCAGUGGAAAGAGAGCUGUAUGAUGAGGAACCGGGGAGGCUACUAGAGUCACUUAAUAUACAAAAGAAAUAA